This is a messenger RNA of Harpegnathos saltator (Jerdon's jumping ant), 2025 nucleotides long. RefSeq lists its product as uncharacterized. Bases 1 to 2025 code for a protein of 674 amino acids. The record is from RefSeq and is a predicted model, not a curated record. The transcript has a single exon. NCBI's taxonomy places the organism in Eukaryota, Metazoa, Arthropoda, Insecta, Hymenoptera, Formicidae.
AUGGCGGAUCUCUUGCGGCGCUUCUGGGAGGUGGAGGAGAUUCCGGUUGCUUCCCCGCUCUCUGAGGAGGAGCGGGCUUGUGAAGAGUUUUUCGCGGCGUCCUUUCGGCGUCGUGCGGACGGCCGCUAUCAGGUGCGGUUGCCUUUCAGGAGCCCUCCGACUGAGCUGUCUCUCGGCGACACUCGGCGGAUUGCCACUGCCUCGUUGCAUCGCUUGGAGCGGCGACUGCUUCGGCAGCCUUCCUUGGGCGGGGCCUAUCGCGACUUUCUUGUUGACUAUGAACGACAGGGGCAUAUGAUCCGCCUGCCGCUCAAUGUCGAGACCCCGCGGCCCUCUUACUUUAUUCCACAUCACCCGGUGAUUAAACAAGCCCCCGAGCUUAAGGUAAGAGUGGUGUUCAACGCCUCGCAGGCGUCCACCAAUGGCCGGUCGUUGAACGACUUGGUGCACGUGGGGCCGCGCUUACAGCGAGAACUGGGCGAGAUUCUACUCGCCUGGCGCAUGCAUCGAGUGGCCUUCUCUGCAGACAUCGAGCAAAUGUUUCGUCAAGUGCGGGUGGCUCCGGAGGAUCAACACCUCCAACAGAUUCUCUGGCGAGACAGCCAGACGCAGGCAAUAUCGGUGUACCGGUUGACCACGGUCACCUAUGGCAUGGCGUGCGCUCCUUAUCUGGCCAUCCGCACGCUGCACCAGCUGGCGCUGGAUGAGCGGGAACGUUAUCCCCGGGCAGCAGACUUACUUCGUCGACAAACCUACGUCGACGAUAUUCUUGCGGGGGCAGAUGACCUUGGGGAGGCACGCAGUCGACAGCGUGAGCUGAGCAGCUUGCUCAUGGCGGGCGGGUUCCGACUCAGGAAGUGGGCGGCCUCACAUCCGGAACUCUUGUCCGGUAUCCCGGAGGGGGACCGCGAGCCUUUGGUGCCUCUGCCGGACCCUGGGGCCGUGGGUGCAUCUGUGCUGGGGGUCGGUUGGAUUCCGGUCGAGGAUGCAUUCUGCUUUUCGGUCAACCCCGGGGCUCAAUCAGCCAUCUCGAAGCGUGGCAUCUUGUCAGUCGUUGCGCGAUUAUACGACCCCCUGGGCUGGUUGGGGCCUAUGGUAGUACUGGCGAAGAUCCUCCUUCAGGACUUGUGGUUGGCCGGGCUCGGUUGGGACGAGGCUUUCCCUUCUCCGCUCUCGCGACGUUGGGACGCCUUUAGCACCGGGCUCGCGGAGGUUUCCGCGAUCCGAGUUCCUCGCUGGACCGGAUGGUCGCCUGAAGUGGAGAUCCAGCUUCACGGCUUCUCGGACGCCUCGGAGCGGGCGUACGCCGCCGUCAUCUACUUACGGGCUCGACGGUCUGAUGGGACCACCCGUAUCGCUCUAUUGGCGUCCAAGACCAGGGUCGCCCCACUAAAGCGGGUAACGUUGCCCCGCCUGGAGCUGUGCGGUGGGCAGCUGCUCUCGCGCCUCAUGAAGGCCAUUGUGGAGGCGCUCGGUUGUGCCGAGGCCUCCCUGGUUUGUUGGACCGACUCUUCUGUCACGCUCCAUUGGAUAACAGGGCAUCCAUCUCGAUGGAUCACCUUUGUCGCCAAUCGCGUCUCGUACAUUCACGAGAGCCUUCCGCGGGCCUCGUGGCGGCAUAUCCCGUCUGGCGACAAUCCCGCGGAUUGCGCCUCCCGGGGUUUGUUGGCCGGCGGGCUACGAGAACACGCCCUUUGGUGGCGUGGCCCCUCCUGGCUUGUCGAGGACCCGGCGGGCUGGCCGGGUCUAACUUGCGUCGCGAGCGACCGAAGCACUUGCGAGGAACGGCGCAUGGUUCACGUGGUGGCCGUGAACCCGGAGGACUGGUCCGGUGUCCUCCGAGCAUGCUCCUUCCGCAAGGCCAUCCGCGUGAUGGCCUAUGUACGACGAUUCCUGCGAGUCCCACGGAUCAGUGGACCCUUAACGGCGGACGAACUGAGUGAAGCUCGACUGCGCCUGCUGCGGGUUACGCAGCACCGCUUCUUCGCGGAGGAAUUGGGCCGUCUGAAGCGGGGGGAGCAUUGA